AUGAUCAUCAUAAAACUCAGAUCUGCGGUCAAGAAUGUUAAUAUCUUGGAUAAUUCAUCGACUUUUCAAUUAUCUGGUCAUCCUACCUUAAUUAAUAAGGAUGUGAUUUCUUCGAUUGUCAAGAGGGUUAUGUGGUAUCCUGUGGUGCCAUUAGUAGCUCAUUUUUUUGGCUCUUUCGUUAAAACGUACGCUUAUAUUAAUCAUGUAACCCCUUUUCCUCUAUAUUUUUGCUUCAUUGGCAUGUCAACUCAAGGAUUCCUGAAUGCAUUGGUAUUUUCUCAAGAUAUUGCUGUUACUCGUGCGUUCCAAGCUGUUAAACUACGAUGGUGGAUCACCAAUGUUAACUUUUAUGAGUCUCAUUAUCCUCAUCGAUCUCACAACAAAUCCAUUACAGAUAAGUUCGGCACGCAUGGAAAAUCCAAUGAUUUUGUUGAAUUGCAAACUCUAAAUCGCAAUGAUGUAAUCGAUGACGAUAUUAUUAACAACGAUAAUUCAUCUCGAUUAAUUUCACCUAAACGUUUAUCUUAUGUUGCUGAUAAGCCUAAUGCCUCUCCUUUGAUUGGAAAGGAUGAUUCCAAGAAUGAUAUAACUCUUAACAAUCAAAAUAAUGAUCUAGACAUUCAUUUAGAUCUUCCUGAACCAGUUCAUUUAAAUAGUCCUUCUCAACAUUCCUCAUUAUGUUCUAGAAAUAAUCAAAUUAUUAAUCUAACUAAUAUAAACAAUAUAAAUAAUACAAAUGUAAUAGAUAUACCAAAUUGUGCGGUUGGUAAUGAUGAAGGACAGAUUGAUGUCAUACUUGUUAAUUAUUAA
Cetraspora pellucida is the source of this 810-nucleotide messenger RNA. The record is from the annotation of a GenBank genome assembly. Lineage: Eukaryota; Fungi; Glomeromycota; Glomeromycetes; Diversisporales; Gigasporaceae.